AGAUGGAUCCACCAAGUGAUAAAGUAUUAUCUGCAAUAAUAAAAUCUGUAGCAACAUUAUUGUCUGCAGGAAUUGCUUGCUAUGUUACUUUAAAAGUUGUUACACUUCUUGACCCUAAUCAUGAAAGAAAAAAGGAAGCAAAAAAGAGAAUGGAAGAAUUAAAGUCUUUUUUGAAGCUUAAACCUAGAGAAGAAUUAAAUGAACAUGAAUUACGUUUGGCAACUCAAAUAGUUUUGCCAGAAUCUGGUGUUGAUAUGGAAGAUAUUGGUGGCUGUGCAGAUUUAUUGGCACAAAUUGAAGAUGAUGUUAUAUUUCCAUUAUUAAUUCAAGCUUCUAAUAUAACUAUUCCUUCGGCUUAUUAUGGCCCUCCUAAAGGAAUUUUACUUCAUGGACCUCCUGGUUGUGGAAAGACGUUUAUUGCUAGGGCAAUUGCUAAAAAAGCAAAGGCUAAUUUUCUCAAUUUUGACAUUUCUAUUUUAAAUGAUAUGUGGUAUGGUGAAACGUCAAAACUUACAAAGGCUCUAUUCACUUUGUGUCAAAAAAUUCAGCCUUGCAUUGUUUUUAUUGAUGAGAUUGAUUCUGUUCUUCGUUUCCGUUCAAGAAAUGACCACGAAGCUACAGCGGUUAUGAAAACACAAUUUAUGGCCUUAUGGGAUGGAUUUGCUCAAUCUGUUAAUUCUGUUAUUAUAAUUGGUGCAACUAAUCGGCCAGAAGAUUUGGAUUCUGCCGUUUUGAGACGUUUACCUUUUAGAUUAAAUGUUCCAAAGCCAGAUGUAAUUAAACGUGAAGAAAUUCUUAAAGUAUUACUUAAAAAUGAGAAUGUAACGGAUGAUUUUGAUUAUAAAAAAGUGGCAACAUCAACAGAUGGAAUGAGUGGUUCUGACUUGAAAGAAAUUGUAAGACAUGCUUGUUUGGCAAAAUAUAGAGAUGUUGCUAAAAAUUUAGUUGAGAGAACAGAUGGUCAAUUGGUCAAUAAUAUAAAUAUUUCUCAUGAUGAUAUAAUUUUAUCUGCUCAACAAUUUGUUGAAAAUGGAAAGAAUUUGAAACGUGAUUUUUGCGAUGAAUUGAAUCUUGAUUGA
Meloidogyne enterolobii is the source of this 1079-nucleotide messenger RNA. The record is from the annotation of a GenBank genome assembly. NCBI's taxonomy places the organism in Eukaryota, Metazoa, Nematoda, Chromadorea, Rhabditida, Meloidogynidae.